GUGCAACGAUACCUUUCGAUGCAUCGAAAACCGGUUUUAUGAGCGCCGACUCGAUUCACGAUACCAACUGUAACAUUUUCGAUUCGAUUCCCCACCCAAAAAAUAAACAUGGAAAAAAGUGAGAGUUUUAGUCUUUCCCUUCACGCUUUAUCACGUUACAUACGAUUGGCCAGUUAAAACUCGGUCAUCCAAUCAGUGGGCGCGUAAUGUUUUAUUUUCGGCAAACAAGUCAAAAUGGCUACCGACAGCAAUGUUGAACAAAUAAAAUUGAAAAAUCCCCCUAAAAAAUUAAAAUCAAAAGUUUGGGAACACUUUGGGUUUCGGGAAGGCCAGGAAACGGAUAAAGCUACAUGCAAAAUAUGCUUUACGGACGUGUCGUAUCCAAAGUCUGGCAGUACAUCUAAUCUCAUGCAGCACAUGAAACGAAAACACGAUGUGGACUUGUUUGGUAAGCAUGACAUGCCUAGUUCAGCAAAAAGGUCUGUUUGUAAUUUACCUGCUAAUCAGUUGAAAUUGACAGAAAUGAAAGGGAAAGUGACUGCAGAAAGGUCUCAGACAAUUUCUACAGCAAUAGCUGGGUAUUUGGCAUGUGAUAUGCGCCCAUACAGUACUGUUCAGAAUGAAGGCUUCCGGAACAUGAUUCAUGUUUUGGAACCAAGAUACAAACUUCCUAGCCGCACACAUUUCAGUGAAAAAGUCAUUCCUGCACUGUGGAAAAAGGUUGAAGAUAGGGUAAGGAAGCGGCUUCAAACUGCAGACUCCAUUGCCAUAACCACUGACUCAUGGACAUCUCGAGCCACAGAAAAUUAUGUAGCUGUAACUGCCCAUUUUAUUAAUAGCAACUGGCAGGUUGAAAAUUACACUCUUGAAACAAAAUUAUUUAGUGAUUCUCAUACAGCUGAAAAUUUGGCAAGUGGUCUACAUGACACAGUAACAUCCUGGCAACUUGAACGCAAUGGCAAAGGUCCUGCUAUAUCUACUGACAACGCAAGUAAUAUUGUUCGUGCUGUUAAGGACUCGGGUUUGAGUCCACAUGUUGGGUGUUUUGCCCACACGUUGAAUCUAGCAACACAACGUGGACUGAAAGUUUCACAAGUUGACAGACUUUUGGGUAGGGUGAGGCGUGUGGUAACAUUCUUUCAUAAAAGCACUUCUGCUACUAGUAUUUUGAAGGUAAUGCAGGAGAAACUUGAUCUCCCUAAUCACAAACUACUAAUGGAUGUUCCAACCAGGUGGAAUUCAAGUUUUGAUAUGUGUGAACGCUAUUUAGAGCAACAGGCAGCUGUAUAUGCUACAUUGCUUGAAGUGAAAAAGAGUGUCAAAGACAUAGUAACAUUAUCAGAAAGUGAUGUGCAGAACAUAGAGGAAGUGAUCAAAAUUUUAAAACCACUUAAAACUGUAACAACUCUUAUGUGUAGCCAGAAACAUCCUACUGUGUCACUGAUACACCCCCUAAAGGAAAUGCUGUUACGACAACUUGAGGUCUUGCCUUCUGACAACAUGUUGGUAUCAGACAUAAAAUCAGCAAUCAGCAAUGAUCUCAAGCCAAGGUAUACUGAUGAAAACAUUUUGGGGUUCCUUCUACAAGCUUCUGCCCUGGAUCCACGGUUUAAGAGUCUACCUUACUUGGAUGAUAGAUCUAGGUGUGCAGUAUAUGAUAAUAUACAAUCAGCAGCAGAAUUACUACAGAGUGACUCAAGCUGUCAGAAUGUGACUGUUAAAAGUGAACCUGAUGAGACACCCACAUCUAGCCAGGCUAGUGAGGCUACUACCAUUGAUGUACCAGUACUCCCUUCAUUAUCCACACUGGGGGAAGGAGAACCACCACUUAAAGUAAAGAAAGAAACUGAAGACUCUGAUUGUAAAUCAAAUAGUUGUGCACUGGCAGAUUUAUUUGGUGAUGUGUUUGUGACUAAGGUUGAGCCUGCUAAAUCAUCUGUUGACAGAGUUAGAGCAGAGCUUGUUUCUUACAAGGAGGAAGCUUGUCUUCCUUUGAACUCUGAUGUCAGUAAUCCUCUGUUAUGGUGGAAAGAAAAGGAAGAUAAAUAUCCUUUGCUUUCAAGAUAUGCAAAGCAACUACUAUGUGUUCCAGCUACCAGUGUUGCCAGUGAAAGAGUGUUCUCUACUGCUGGUGAUGUAGUAACAGCACAGAGGGCAUGCCUUACUGGUGACCAAGUUAACAUGCUUGUAUUUCUGAAGCAAAACAUUAUAAUCCCGGAUGACCUGUUAUAAACUUUAACUUGAUUAGGUGUUGCCUAAUAUAGUUUCACACAAUUAAGACAGUUGGUUGCUUAAAAGUGUAGUUUGAAUCAAACUUUUAUGUGACAUUUUAGUGUUACUAUCUGAGAACAGUAAUCAUUAAUUCAUAAUUUCAAGAACAUUUUAAUUUUUUGUAUGUUGAGUACUACAGUAAGUAGGCAUAUUUGAAA
Messenger RNA from Ruditapes philippinarum (Manila clam), 2429 nucleotides. RefSeq names its product E3 SUMO-protein ligase ZBED1-like. The record is from RefSeq and is a predicted model, not a curated record. Gene Ontology annotation, molecular function: protein dimerization activity; DNA binding. The transcript has 3 exons. NCBI's taxonomy places the organism in Eukaryota, Metazoa, Mollusca, Bivalvia, Venerida, Veneridae. The coding region runs from base 235 to 2232 and encodes 665 amino acids.